Messenger RNA from Trematomus bernacchii (emerald rockcod), 2557 nucleotides. RefSeq names its product rapunzel 5 (gene rpz5). The record is from RefSeq and is a predicted model, not a curated record. NCBI's taxonomy places the organism in Eukaryota, Metazoa, Chordata, Actinopteri, Perciformes, Nototheniidae. Bases 236 to 1417 code for a protein of 393 amino acids. The transcript has 2 exons.
AUAUCACAGCAUAUCACAUUGAAAAGUGAGACCAGUGUUUGAACAAGUGCUGUGUCGGACUCGCCUUUUUCCUUUCACAAAAAUAUAUUCAACUUUUGUUGCUAAAAGACGACAAACUUUACACAUUUUCUGAAGAUAUUUUCAAACACAAACCAAGAUAAUUACUCAACACAAGCAAAGCCUCUGGAAGUGGGAACCAUUUUAAAUUAGUAAGUGUGAAAUACAUAAAACAAAGAUGAACAAUGUGGCAGAUUGGCUCGUCCAGAACAGGGACAAGAUCGAGAAAGGUGUGGAGAUCAUGGGGCAAGCCUCUGAGGUGCUCGCUGCCACUGUUGGCCAGCUUCACCCCAUCUUAGAGGCUGUGUUCGUGGCCUCAGCCGAGAUACUCAACAACCCGGACAGCAAGGAGGCUCGCUACCUGACUCAGCAGUUUGAAAUGGUCAACCAGCAACUUGAGGGAAUCCAGGAUGAGAUCGAUCAAAUUGCCCUGGAGCUGCAGAAGGCGUCACUGAACAAGCAGAACUUCGAUCGUGAGGCGCAGAUGCUCAGCCAGUAUGAAAAGUUCCAAGACUUUGUCAACGCCAAGCCAAAGUUCAAGGAGAAGAAGAUGGAGAAGUUCAUCAGCCAUUACGAGAACACAGAUUCCGACUUGAACCUGGACGCCCUCUACAAUGCCGUCAUUGGGGAGAGCACAGCAGGAGACCCGAUGCUGGAGACAGUAGUCGCCAUAGAGCAGAGAAGCAGAAGGGCAGUUGAGGAUUUCUGCGCCCGGCUGAAGAAGCUUUUUGUGGUCGGCAUUAUCUCCGUCAUGGGCCAUUCUGCCCUCAAGGAAGGGGUGGUGGGGGAGGAUAUGGUGAAGAAGUGGCAGGGACGGAUGGAGGAUGUCGAGAAACGAAUGAAAGCGGCUGUUGAUGAGUGUACAGAGAACUUUGCAGAUCAAGCCAAAAUGGACAUUGAGCACAAGCUUCUGGAGAAUCCCGGCACCGUCAACCAGGACUUCACCAAAUCCCUUCUGGAUUUGCUUGUUAAGAAAUACGACUGGGUGAACUGGUCCGUCAGGGCUUUCAGCAACAGGGAGCGCAUUUUCUUUUUCAACUGGCUGGCAGGAAAGAAAUGCCAUGGAAGUGGAGGAGCCAACUGGUUUGACAUUUUGACCAAGACCAAGAUUAAAGUGGUGGUCUCUUUCUGUGAUGACCCCAAGCCCAUUAACAAGAGUCAGAUCCUGGAGCAGAUUGAGAGUCAGAAGAUGAAGGGGGACAUGAUGGCAGUGGCUCUGGCGUUGAACAAGAGCUUUCCCAACUACCUGGUCCAUGCUGUCAGCCAUUACAAAGAGGUGGUGCAGUCCAACAACUUCCAUGAGGACUGUUACUACUAUGGGAAACACAAAAGGGCCUACUUGUGUAUCCACUCCGAGUAGGCUCACAGAGAAACAUAAAGUGUAGCCGCCCGCAAACAGGAAGAAAUUAGCUACACAUAAAUUCAUGAAUGUCUUUACCAGAGCCCUGAAAAUCUCUCCAUUAAAUAUAGAAAUGGAUUCAUAAAUAUUGUCUGUGUUGAUGCAUAAUCUGCCCGGUUUCUGGAAUGUGAUUCAUUGUCUUACUCGUAUCCAUUUCUAUUCUUUUAGAUAAAUCUUUAAUCUGUUGAUACAGCAGCUUCAGCGCCGUAUAUCUCAAUGCCAGCUUUGACUUAAUGUCAUAACAUGUGAUACUGUCCCUAAUUUGAUGCUAGGAUUGGGCGAUAUGACAAAUUAGUCAAAUAGCUUCAAGAAACUUUGCCAUGAGUUUAUUGGAUUGAUUCAUACCAUUGAGGGCAAUAUUGUAAACGAAUUAGCAGGACUACUUUAUGGCGUGAUUUGAUUUGUAUUUGAUUUUCUUUUGCAUUAAUGUGAUGCCUUGUCCAUUUGGGUUAUUUUGAGCUUUACAGUUUAUUAUUUGCCUUUGAAAGCUGUAGAAUAAGUGAAUGGACCGUGAGUUGGUGCGGUUUUCUCAACUUUGGAUUCUGAUGUCAAAAAUAUUCUUUGAAACUCAACAUUUAAAGGAAUAUUUUUACAUCCUGGGAAGAGCACUCACUUACUUCCUGUCAAGAGUAAAAUAACAAGAUUGAUACCACUGUUGUCUGUCUGUAAGAUAAAAGACUAUAGCCAGGACGCAAUAAACUCAAAUUAGAAAAAAGACUUGAAACAGGAAGUCUAGGAAUGUUAAUUUACAGAAUAUCUACAGGAGUAUUUCUUGGUGGGUGACAUCCCGGAUCUUGACACAAAACCUCCUGUAAAACACCAAAGUACACUUUGUUUUCUUAUACAAUUAAACGAACAAGAUAUUACUCUAAGCUUAGAUAAACGCCUCCUGGCUGGAGCUUCAUAUAUAGCAAACAGACAUGUUAGUGGUAUUAUUUCUUCUCAUCUAAAUCAUUUCUUUCAUAUGGUCAGACGAAUCAGAAGAAGUCAUUUAAACUUAAUUUGAGAUUUUGUUGUUAUGUUUUUGUUUCUCAAUUGAUUUUCCAGAAUGUGCACCACCUAGGCAUAGACUUUAUAUCACAAAUAAAUGAAUGACAUGUA